GGAAACUGUUGUUGUUUUGUGAAUUGUAUUAAUAUUAAAUAAUAAUGACUUUUAUUUUAAUCAGUUAACACAAUGUUAAUUCAUCUAUUUCAAAAAUUCGCAGAGUCAUCUUUGUAAGUGAAAAUGAAUGAUUAGUGUAUUAAAAACAUAAUGAAUGAGGGAGAAAAAAGCAUUGUGAAUGUUUGCCAAGAAAAAAAUUCAGGAGAAGUAUUAAAAAAACACAAUUAUGAAGUUGUGACCCCUGUAAGAAGAAGUACUCGUAUUAAGAAGGUAAAAGUAUCAGAUGAGGUGGGUAAUAAAGGAGCACUCGAACUAAAUGACGCCUUAAAAAAUAUUGAGUUACCAAAAGAAAAAGUACAAUCUGAAAACACCACUUCUAAUCAGGCCAAUGCAGAUACUGACUGUAACAGUAGUACUGUUUCAAGUGUAAAUAAAGGUUUAGACGCAAGUGAUACAAUUUUUCAAAUCAAUGAUGGAGAAGAAAAAUCUCUUGAGGCCAUGUUUGAUGACAUAUUUGAACAAAGGUACUCGAAAACUCCUAAAAAGUUAAGUAAUGAUCAAGUGAAAGAUAGAAAAUUUUUCAAAAGAGAUAGUUCAGAAACUUCAAAAUUAAAUUUCUCCAGUUACCUGUGUAACAGUGGCAACUUGCCUGCGGAAGAUGUUAGUAAAGUUUUUAAAAUCAUAUCUAAACCUAACCCUUUAUCAGACAUAACAGCUGACUCAAAACCUUCUUCAAAACCUUUAAAAACAUACUCAAAUAAAAGAAAGUGUUUUCAAAAAACUAAUGUCAUCGAGAGUUUCGGUUUACCAGAUCAUCCGAUAGCACCUGAGAAUAUACCUUUGAUAGAUGAUGAAUUAGACGUAACAAUUGAGAAUGUGAAUGACAUAACAAUUUUAGAUAUGGAAUAUAUUACUGAGCCCUGGAUAAUUGCAGCGGAAGGUGAAGACUUAUUUCCCGUUGUGGAAGAGAUAAGGACAAAAUCUGAACCUACGCAUGAUCCUUUUAAGAAAAACGGAUCAUUCUUAGAUUUUGCAGACAGUUUUGAGAGUUUUAUUGAGCCUGCAAUUUAUACAUCUGCGCCUUUCAAUUCUCGGGUUUCCGGAAACGAUUCAUUGGCUUUGAAGACUAUUUCAAAAAACACAAAAAGCAUUCACAGAAAUAAAGAAAUUGAUAUAGAGGCCAUAAAAAUUAAUUUCAAAAAGAUUCUUAGCAGGACAGAUAUUUCAGAACCUCAGAAACAGGUAAAUAAACCCAGCAAUUUCACAUCAAAAAAGAAAAACUCGAUCUGUUCAAAAAACGCUAAUAUUUCUUCCGCAAAUACAGAUAUAUUGUUUGUUGAAGAAAAUAGUUUAACAGUAGAUAAUAAAGAGUUUGAAUUUUCACAUAACUUAAUUGUGCCAAAAAGCAAUAGUUUAGGUAUAAGUGAUGAAAAUAUAUCAAAAAACGAUAACAAAAGAGAAUCUAAUAUUAUUGGAAAGAAAUUAAGAUCGUCAGUGGGCAGUGGUGAAGAAAAAGAAGAGAGGGACAAAAGUAGAGACAAAUUAAGGACUUUGUCAAGGAAACAAAAAUCCUUACCUGCGGAUGAAAGUGUUGAAGGUGUAUUACCAAAGAAGGUUUCAGAGACUGAUAAAUUUAUUUCAAAAUCCAAGUGCAAUUUACAAAAAGAAAAACACUUAGACCAACAAAAGAGCACGAAAGAAGGUGAUAAAAUAACUUUUGAGUGUAGCUGUUUUGAUAAACGAAUAUUAAGGUCAGCAUUCCAAAACAGUCCAAGUGAGGUAAAAAGUUCCAAUGAAAACAGUACAAAUGAAAUAAAUAACGACGGCGUUAAAAAAUGUGACUGUUCGAUUAAAGUAAACAGUAGUAAUGUAAAUAGCGUGAUAGAGAAAGAACCCGAGAAAUCCGAGACUCUUAAAAAGAAAGUACGGUCGAGUAAUUCACAUGCUAAGGUAGAGCAGAAUAAAAAUAUUUCUGAAAUUAAAUCGCCAGCAACAAAUGUAAACGCAAAAAAUAAAAGAACUUUGAGAUCUGCAAGUCAAGAGUCUUUAGAACAAACAAAACCCUCAAAUUUAUGUAAUAUUGAAGACCUUAAUCGACAACGAAACAAAAUAGUAUCUGAUGUAAAGGUUACCUUAGAAAAAUGUAAGUUUGAGAAUGAUCUGAGUCUUUCGGUAACGGACAGUUCCACCAAUACCACAUCAAAUUUUCAGGAAAUUCCACAGGAAAACAAAGGUAUGGACAAAUUACUUACUCCACUGAAACAAGGUAGAAAAUCAGUUCCUGAAAUAAUUAUUAUUUUAAAUCCUUUAGAUAUGGCAAUAUUAAAUGAAAAAUUACCUGAACAUUCAAAAAAUGCAUUUCAUAAUAUGUCACCACCUAGAAGAAAAUUGCGUUCAACUAAAGCUGCAACUAAUCAGAUCACAACAGAUCAAAAAGAAAGAGGUUUGGUUAACGAAUCCAGCAGACAGGAUAAAAAAUCUUCGUGUGAUGCUAAAAAUGUAGCAGUAGAAUCUUCAAGUGUUAAUGAAUCGAUGAUUGACAAUUCGGUAGCUACAUUGGAAGGGAAAAAAUCUGAACUCGAAGAAAGAAUUAUCGACAACAAGGAUUCCCAUAAAACUGAAAUUAAUAUCAAAACAAGGAGAAAAGACAAAUUUAUAUCGAAAAGUUUAACAUCUAUCGACUCUUUAACAAGCAACGGAAUGGAAGGAAUAGAAAAUAAAGUGAAAAAACAUCAUUCGCUUUGUUCGGAAAUUAAAACUGCAGAGGAAUAUAAAAAAGAUUCUGAAUUUAACACAAUUGAGGUAGCAAAUUUACACCAUGAUACAAAUUUGAUUGAAUUUCUAAAUAAGGAACAAAAUAAUGACGAAAUAUUCAAUACAAUAGCAAAUAGCCAAACGAUUGAUAAAAACAUUUCUUUAAACUUCCCACUUUGCAGUGUAUAUUUGGAAAAUACUGACGUCAGUAUAUCGGAAUCAUACACAAUAACAGAAUGCACGGUUUUAGAAGAAAAUUGUGAAGCUGAGCAGUCAGUAGAUAUAAAAAUUAACAAGUCUCCUACAAUGAAGAAAACCGAAAGAAACGAUGAGACUGUGAAUUUAAAAUGUAACGUGAAGGUCAACCAUAACUUAGACCUAAGCAAUAACUACACAUGCAGUGAAUCGCAAAAAGCAGAAGAGAAUGAGAAUUUAAAAACUGACAAAUUACCCCCAGAGGACAACCAAAUUGUACAAAGUGACGUCAAAAACAAUGUAUCAGAAGCGUGUAACUCAAAAGUUGAGGAUUUGUUGAAGGAAGAAGAGGAUAAAAUUAUGUUUACAAUGUCGCUAACGGCUAAAACGGAAUCCACUAAAUAUUCGGAUAAAACUAAACUAUUAGAUGAAAAUAUCUGUAUAAUAUCUGAAAAAAUAGUCAUGGUGGAAUAUACUAGUGCAAAUUUAUCAUCCGAUUCCCAAAUUUCUAAGACUAAAACAGAUAGCAUUAAAGAAAGUAGUACAUCUACUGUUGAGCCACCUGAAGGGACCAUAGAAGAGAAUGGUAAUGUUCUCGUUGAAAAUAACAAAACUCAAGAUAUUACUGAGACAGAAUCACAAGACCAAGGAUCUGAAAAUUCUUUGAAAAAUGAAAACGUAGCUCAACAAGAUACAUGUAAUAAAUUUGAAGAAAUAGUUUUGGAGAAACAGAAUUUGGCUCAACGUCCUGAGGAAAUUAUUUCACCUAUCAAAUGUAUAUCCGAUGAAACACAUUUGAACAAAUUAAAUUUAGAUAAAAAAUUUAAUACAAUACCUCAUACGAAUACAGAUAAAGAGAUUCUUGAUUCGACAACCAACUAUGACAUACUUACUAAAAGCAGAAAUAAAGUUGAAGACAAGUCAGAAAAGGUGGUAAAGCACCCAGGAUCCAGUGCUAGGCUGAAGGAAAAAAGAAGGAAAUUACUUGGAGCAAAAGCCCUUUCUGCUGAAGAAUCAAUAAAGAGAAGGUCUUCAAACGAAUCGUCCCAUCCCCCGAUGAUUAAAGAAACCUUGACUGAUAGCAGUCAUUCAUGUUUGGAACUUCCAUUAAUACCUACUAAAAAGCGAGGAAGACCUAAAAAAUCGAAAACGGAAAAUGACCUCUCACCACAGAAGCCUACCAAACCUAAAUCCAGAGGUAAGCCUCCAAGAAGAAAAUCGAGUACUUCCGAAAAUGAUCCGUCACCAGAGAAAUCUACUCAACGUAAGUCCAGGGGCAGGUCUCAAAAGAGGAAAUCAGAUACAUCCGAAAACGAUGUGUUACCAGAGAAACUUACUAGACAUAAGUCCAGAGCCAGAUCUCAGAGAAGGAAAUCAGAUACUUCUGAAAAUGACCUGUCACCAGAGAAACCUACCAAACCUAAGUCCAGAGGUAGGCGUACAAGAAGAAAAUCGAGUACUUCCGAAUAUGAUCCGUCACCAGAGAAAUCUACUCAACGUAAGUCCAGGGGCAGGUCCCAAAAGAGGAAAUCAGAUAUAUCCGAAAACGAUGUGUUACCAGAGAAACUUACUAGACAUAAGUCCAGAGCCAGAUCUCGGAGAAGGGAAUCAGAUACUACUGAAAAUGACCUGUCACCAGAGAAACCUACCAAAUAUAAGUUCAGAGGCAGAUCUCAGAGACGGAAAUCAGAUACCUCAGAAAAUGAUCUGUUACUAGAGAAACCUGUUGGACAUAAGUCCAGAGGCAGGUCUCAGAGAAGAAAAUCAGAUACUUCUGAAAACGAUAUGUCACUAGUGAAACGUAUUAGACAUAAGUCCAGGGGCAGAUCUCGGAGAAGAAAAUCGGAUAUUUCCGAAAACGAUGUGUCGCCAGAGAAAGCUACUAAACUUGAGUCGAGUGGCAGGUCUCCAAGAAGAAAAUCGUUAGAUGAUACCGACCUAUUACGUAGAUAUAAGGAAUACCGUAAACAAAAAAUAAGAAGUAAAAGUAUGGCACCAAGUACUUUGGAAAGUAGAAGAAAAGCGAAAGACCGAGAUAGUCUGGAAAGUAGCAAAUACUGGAUCGACUUAUACGCUGCAAAUAAAGAUUGUGAAGAAGACAAUACGGAUUUGUUAAAUAAGUAUAAAGAUGAAGCGAAAAGCAGAAACGUGGCAAAUAAAAUUGAAACGAUGUUCAGAAGUGGAGAUGAAUUACAAGGCAUAAAAAAUUGGACAUCUAAAUUUAAAUCAAGAAAAGUAAAUGAGUCGCAGGAUGGUGUAACAUCCAAUAAAGUAUCAGAGACAGACGCUAAGAACAGUAUAAAUAUAAAGAAAAGUCAAAGUUUAGGGAACCUAUCAUCUAUGGAGAAUAUUCAUCCAGGCUCUAGAGACUUCAAAGUAGGGGACAUCACAUGGGCACAAAUAGGAUGGCAUCCAUUUUGGCCCUGUUUGAUUACAAAGGAACCGGGGACAAGCAGUCAUAAAAAGAUAUUUCAGGCUAAACGCUUUCAGAAGGAGAUGUACCAUGUUCGUUUUUUUGGGGACAAUGGAAGAAGAGCUUGGAUCAGCAAGCAACAGAUAAUGUUAUAUUCUAAUCGUGACGAUUUAAAAUUAUUACGGGAGAAAAUGAAAUACGAGAAGAAACGUGUACCAUCAGGAUACAUUGUAACAUCAAAAUCUUUACAAAAGUGGGAACGAGCCAUAGACGAGGCAGAACAAGUCAAGUUAAAAAGUGUAAAAGAAAAAUUGUUGUUUUUUACUGACAUAAUUUCCAAAAUAAAUCCACCAAAAGAAAGAGAAUCUACACCGCCUGGUGUAUCCAUUUCAGUCAAAAGAAAAUCUGAUGAACUUGACAAGAGUGCGCAAAACUGCUUGUCACCGCCAAUUAAGAAGAGUAGCGACGAGAAAACCAAAAGAAUGCAUAAAAAGAAAGUUUCGGGUGAAAAUGAAGCCCUCAGUGAAAGCAAGGAAGAAGUUAUCGAGGAUAUAAACCAAAUCCAUCAGAUCGAAGACAAUAUUGAACAGAAUGAAAGUAUUUUGAACAAAACACAUCCGAGACGACAAAUUGAUGAAAUCUCGGAAAUUGAUUCCAAAACGAGUUCUGAUAACAUUACAGAUUCUGACACCUCACUAAAUGCCAUGGAAGCACAAAAAACCUUGUAUAAGAGAAACAACUUGUUUAAAGGAAUCUCGAGGGACAAGGUGUGUCAAUACUGCUUUAAGCCCGUAGAGGUUCUAAAAUGUCGAGGUAGAUGUAACGGCUCGUAUCAUGUUUCUUGUUCGUUAAAAAUUUUAUUGGAGAAGAUUCCCAGGAAAAGGAGAGAAAAAAAUGUUAAUAAGGACACACUAGAUCAUUUGAAUGUUGAAAUAAUAAGAAAUAAUGUAGAUAAAUCUACUCCAACUGUAAACUCGGAAUGUUUAAAUGAAAGCACAGAAAUAGACGACCAAACCGUUCAAAACGGUGAAAAUUUUAAGUCACCGUUAACGGCCCAAGACCAAGUUCAGAUAAUAACCGUUCCUUCUAGCGUGUACAACACCCCACCCAGAAAAACUUUUCCUCCGGAUUUCAAAAACAUGACUUUAGCCGAGCAAAUUGACUACAAAAUGAAGGAAAUAAUGAGAAAGUUCGAAACAAAAACGUUUUAUGCAGACUCGUGCUCCGACUUGAGUUCUGAGCAGAAUCCAGGAAAACUUACUCUGUCACAAGCUACUGGUGUAAACACCAUGAUUACGAACCUUAAUAAAAGCGAUGAAAGUAAAAUUAACGAAUUGGGAACGAACGACGGUGCUAAAAAUGACACUAACCUCUCAAACGAUAUACAAAAGCUAACAACUUAUAAUAACAUUGACAAGCAAAUUGAAAAAACACUAAAACCGAUAACUAAAAAACCGUUUUACGUCAAACACGUUACAGCCGACUGUGACGGUUUAAAAACCGACACGAUUCAAGAGGAGAAAUCAAACGCUGAUAAGGAUUCGUUCGGCUGCUCAGAGGUGGAUCCGAAAAAUUUCAAAUGCGGGUUUUGUACAUCCGACUUAUAUCCGUAUUGUUUCAUUUGCCACCUAGCUGUUUCCAAGAAGGGCUCGAAUAUACGACAGAAAUGUUCCAUCUACCCGUGUGGACGAUUCUACCACCCAGAGUGCCUGAAAAUGUGGCCGCAAACGCAGUGGUCGCUUAUCCAGACCACUCGACACAAAGAUUCUGAUAAGGACAUGGACAGUUUCGUUUGCCCGCUCCACGUUUGCCACACUUGCGUCUCUGACGAUCCUCGGGCCGCUACCGCGCGGUGCUCCGGCGAUAAGAUUGUUAAAUGUUUGCGUUGUCCUUCGACUUACCAUUCCUCGAAUCUGUGCGUCCCGGCUGGCACGGCCAUCCUCAGUUCCUCGCAAAUCAUCUGCCCUAGACACAGGGAGAAAAGUAAAUCGUACACCAUAAACACCACUUGGUGUUUCCUCUGUUCCGAGGGCGGGAAUUUGAUUUGUUGCGAAACGUGUCCCACUAGCGUCCAUCCGGAAUGCUUGCCCGUCAAUUUGACGGACGACGAUAAGUUCAUCUGCGAGGAUUGCGAAUCCGGCAGGCUUCCUCUCUACGACGAGAUCGUGUGGGUGAAAUUAGGCAAGUUCCGUUGGUGGCCGGCGUUGAUUUUAUUCCCCAACGAAGUACCUGAUAAUAUAAGGAAUAUGAAACAUAGCAUCGGCGAAUUCGUGGUGAAAUUUCUAGGUACUUAUGAUUAUUAUUGGGUUACCAGGGGGCGAUCGUUUUUAUUCCAAGAGGGCGACGCUGGGCAGUGCAAUUCGGUGAGGAAGAAAGUCGAUGCGGCGUUUAAUAGAGCCGUAGAAGAGGCUGUGGUGGCCCACAAGCUAAAAAAAGAAUUUAAACUUAGUCAGGAAGUUGAAUCAAUCACAUCUUUAAAACCGCCGCCAUAUAUAAGAAUAAAAGUGAACAAACCCGUUGGUAAUGUCCGACAUUUGGACUUAGACCUUAGCAGCACCAAUGCCUGUGAGUGCGAUCCCAACAAACCCCAUCCGUGUGGGCCAGAGAGUGACUGUUUAAAUAGAUUAUUACUAACGGAGUGCAAUCCAGAGGUCUGUCCCGCGGGAACAAGAUGUAAAAACCAGUCGUUUGAAAAGCGCGAGUACCCACCACUUGUACCUUACAAGACCCAAGGUAGGGGGUGGGGUUUAAAAACGCUCGCUCCCAUAAAAAAGGGACAGUUCGUGAUAGAGUACGUGGGUGAACUGAUCGAUAGCGAGGAGUACCAGAGGAGGAUUCAAAAAAUGCACCAGCAAAAGGAGGAGAACUAUUACUUCUUGACUAUCGACAAAGAUCGCAUGAUCGAUGCCGGUCCAAAAGGUAAUGCAGCCAGAUUCAUGAAUCACUGUUGCCAGCCGAACUGUGAAACUCAGAAGUGGACUGUGAACGGUGACACGAGAGUCGGUUUGUUCGCUACGGAAGAUAUACCUGCGGAUACCGAACUGACGUUUAAUUAUAAUUUAGAAUGCGUUGGUAAGGAGAAGAAAGUUUGUAGAUGCGGCGCAUCCAACUGCAGCGGCUUUAUUGGAGUUAAAGCUAAGCAGGACACCGAUAUAAGGAAGCCGAAGAAGUCUGUGAAGAAAAAGGUACCUGUAGAACCUGUAGUAUUACCUCCUUGCUUUAUAUGCGGUAAGAAAGGUCUUGUAAUAUCCUGCAACAACAAAGUGUGCAACAAAACGUACCACCAAGAGUGUUUGAAAACCACGGAACAGGUCGAGGGGAACAAAUUUAUUUGUCCGUGGCACAACUGCAGCGUAUGCUCAAAGCGUACGAUUAGGUGUUGCGUAAAAUGUAUUAAUUCGUAUUGUCCGUCGCAUUCCGACGGUAAUAUUAGGUACGAUAACUUGCUUGGAUUCGUGUGCACGACCCAUGAUCCCACGACGCUACCUAAUGACGUUCAGCCAGUAUAUAAGAGGAGGAAAAACAACGUAAUCACAGAAGAGACAGCAGUAACUUCGACAACUUCGGACGACGCCGACGACGACGAAGAUUGGUUACCGUUGCUAACGAGGCUUGAACGUAUGCGUUCGAAAGGAAUCGCUUCAGUCGAUUCGGAAAGUGAUAACGAAUCAAACAUUAACGCGCCUUCUACGUCUUUGAUGGUUUACAAUUACGAGUCGCAAGAUGAGGACGCGGUUUCGAGCGCAACGCCGAUCCAUGCGGACGGGGAGAUGGUUGUUAAAAGGAAACGUGGGCGACCGAGGAAAGUAAACCGACAUGAAAAAAAAAUUAAGUUAAGUAAUGAAGAAAAUAUUGGAAUCACUGCCAGUUCCUCUACAGUAGAAAAUAGGCUAAUUAAUCUUAAUAAUUCUGAAUUAACUAGUAGGGAUAACAAUUUAGAGAAUCGAUAGGAGUCUCGGAGUUCCAGGAAAUUCAUAUUUAGUUUGUUUUAUAGAAAAAUAUCCAUAUAUAAUUGGCAAAUUAUGUUUUAUACAGUGCUUCUUAGGGCUAUAUGCGAAAUAAUUUUAUUUAUUGAUAUUGGAAAAAUAUUAUGAUUGAUUUUCAAUAAACUUUUAUAUAUGUGUGUUUAAUUGUUGUAUAUUUUCAAAUGAAGUUGCAAUAGUGAUA
Messenger RNA from Anoplophora glabripennis (Asian longhorned beetle), 9529 nucleotides. RefSeq lists its product as uncharacterized. The coding region runs from base 151 to 9312 and encodes 3053 amino acids. Gene Ontology annotation, molecular function: histone H3K36 methyltransferase activity; protein binding; DNA binding. Lineage: Eukaryota; Metazoa; Arthropoda; Insecta; Coleoptera; Cerambycidae. The record is from RefSeq and is a predicted model, not a curated record. The transcript is spliced from 11 exons. Gene Ontology annotation, biological process: regulation of DNA-templated transcription. Gene Ontology annotation, cellular component: chromatin; nucleus.